AUGGCGGGGGAGACGAUUAAUGAGGUUGAGUUGAUGAUGCCGGAGCUCCGGGGGCCGGGAGGGGACAUGGCGGCGCAGAUGAGGCUGUUGUGGGAUUUGGUAAAGGCGCCGCUGAUCGUUCCGGUGCUUAGGCUCGCCGUCUAUGUGUGCUUGACUAUGUCUAUGAUGCUUUUCGUCGAGCGGCUUUACAUGGGAAUUGUGAUCAUUCUGGUCAAGAUUUUCUGCGGAAAGCCUGAGAAAAGGUACAAAUGGGAGCCGAUGCGUGAGGAUUACGAGAUUGGCACUUCUGUUUUCCCUUCCGUCCUCAUUCAGAUCCCCAUGUUCAAUGAAAAAGAGGUCUACAAGAUCUCCAUUGGAGCUGUAUGUAACUUUGCCUGGCCAUCCGACCGUCUUGUGGUUCAAGUUCUUGAUGAUUCUACUGAUCAUAACAUCAAGGAGAUGGUCGAAAAAGAAUGUCUAAGGUGGGCAAGCAAGGGAAUCAACAUAACAUACCAAACUAGGGUAACUAGAGGUGGCUAUAAGGCUGGAGCCCUUAAGGAAGGAUUGACGCAUGAUUAUGUCCAAGACUGCGAAUAUGUAGCUAUUUUCGAUGCUGAUUUCAGGCCUGAACCAGAUUUUCUCUUACAAUCCAUCCCUUUCCUCAUUCACAACCCCGAAAUUGCCCUCAUUCAAGCUCGUUGGCGUUUCGUAAAUGCGGAUGAGUGUUUAUUGACAAGAAUGCAAGAAAUGUCUUUGGAUUACCAUUUCAAAGUGGAGCAAGAAGUGGGUUCCUCUACUCAUGCUUUCUUUGGCUUCAAUGGGACGGGUGGCAUAUGGAGGAUUGCUGCUAUCAAUGAGGCUGGAGGGUGGAAAGACAGAACUACAGUUGAAGAUAUGGAUCUUGCUGUCCGAGCUGGUCUUAAGGGCUGGAAAUUCCUCUACCUUGGAGAUCUCCAUGUAAAAAGUGAACUCCCAAGUACUUUCAAGGCCUUCCGUUUCCAACAACAUCGUUGGUCUUGUGGCCCUGCCAAUUUGUUUAGAAAAAUGUUCAUUGAAAUUGUUAGAAAUAAGAGGGUGAACGUGUGGAAGAAGGUGUACGUGAUCUACAGCUUCUUCCUAGUGAGGAAGAUCACAGCUCACAUGGUGACCUUCUUCUUCUACUGCGUGGUUCUUCCUUUAACCAUCUUAGUGCCGGAAGUAGAGGUCCCCAAAUGGGGAGCCAUUUACAUUCCCUGCAUUAUCACAAUUCUCAACUCAGUGGGAACUCCUAGGUCAAUCCACUUGUUGUUUUACUGGAUCUUGUUCGAGAACGUCAUGUCCUUCCACCGCACCAAGGCCACCCUCAUUGGUUUACUCGAAUUCAAGAGAGCUAAUGAAUGGGUCGUCACUGAAAAACUUGGAGAUGCCAUCAACAACAACAAAUCCAACUCCAAACCUGCCCCGAAGAAGACAAAGUCUAUAUUCAGAGACAGGAUUUUGCUGCAUGAGUUGGGAUUUGCUGUUUUCUUGUUCGUGUGUGGAGUGUAUGACUUUUUGCAUGGGAAGAACCAUUACUAUAUAUACCUAUUCCUCCAAGUCAUAACCUUUACGAUUGCAGGAGUGGGCUGGGUCGGCACUAUUGUCCCGUCUUAA
Messenger RNA from Ipomoea triloba (trilobed morning glory), 1611 nucleotides. RefSeq names its product glucomannan 4-beta-mannosyltransferase 2-like. The record is from RefSeq and is a predicted model, not a curated record. Gene Ontology annotation, cellular component: Golgi apparatus. Gene Ontology annotation, molecular function: mannan synthase activity. NCBI's taxonomy places the organism in Eukaryota, Viridiplantae, Streptophyta, Magnoliopsida, Solanales, Convolvulaceae. The transcript has 8 exons. Bases 1 to 1611 code for a protein of 536 amino acids.